Molecule: messenger RNA, 9315 nt
Organism: Anopheles nili
Lineage: Eukaryota; Metazoa; Arthropoda; Insecta; Diptera; Culicidae
Gene: BRWD3
Product: bromodomain and WD repeat-containing protein 3
Exons: 9
Coding region: 1-8043 (2680 amino acids)
Biological process (GO): regulation of cell shape; regulation of transcription by RNA polymerase II; cytoskeleton organization
Cellular component (GO): nucleus
Molecular function (GO): protein binding
Source: RefSeq, a predicted model, not a curated record
AUGGAAGACAGAAGCCUAGUGAAGGAGAAUAUCUAUACACCAGAAUUAUAUUUUCUAAUAUCGAAAUUCCUGGCCAACGGACCACUGCGCGAAACGGCAAAGGUUUUGGUGCAGGAGUUGGAACAUUUGGACAUUUUACCCCGUCGUCUCGACUGGACCGGUCAGGAGCAUCGACAAUCGCUAGAGGAAUUGGAGAGAAAAUAUCCUCAUGUCGGUCCUCAACAUCUGCUCGAAAUAUGCAGCCGCUUCGGGCCACUGCUGGACAAGGUACUGCCACCGGCCGUAUCCGGUGUCAUGUCCGUACUCGGUGCCGGACGUCAAAGCCUGCUCCGCACGAAGGAAAGCGUGACCCGGCCACGCCAACUACUCGACUACUACACCCGCCAGCAUGGCCGCCCGCUGAGCAAUGUGGUGAACCGCAACAACACGCACAAUUUCGUGAAGGUCCUGUAUGGGCGCGAAAGUGCGGGUCCUCUAACCCGACGCCAAGCGGUACCAACGUCCUUCUACUCGAAGCAAACCCUACAACGUCGCACCCUUGGCCACCUGUCCGCGGUGUACUGCGUGUUGUUCGAUCGCACCGGCAAGUACAUCAUCACCGGUGCCGAUGAUUUCCUCGUGAAGCUGUGGUCCGCCAUCGAUGGCCGGUUGUUGGCGACAUUCCGCGGCGCAUCAGCCGAGAUAACGGACAUUGCGAUCAACCUCGACAACACGAUGCUAGCGGCCGGUUCAUUGGACCGUAUCCUGCGUGUGUGGGAUCUGCAAUAUGGUGGUCCAAUUGCGGUUCUGUCUGGCCACACCGGCAUGAUAACGUCGGUGAACUUCUGUCCCUCACCCAAGGCGGAUCUGCGUUUCCUGGUCACAACCAGCACGGACGGUUCGGUUGCGUUCUGGGAGUAUAUCACGCGCAACGGCAAGACGACGUUCUCAUCGAAGGCCACCUCGUACCAUGAGAAGCUACGGCCAGGACAGGCUCAAAUGAUCUGCGCCUCGUUCUCGCCCGGUGGCAUCUUCAUGGCGGCCGGUUCGGCGGACCAUCACGUGCGAGUUUACCUGAUGUCGGAGGACGGUCCGAAGCGCAUCCUCGAGACGGAAUCACACUCGGACACGGUCGAUUCGAUCCAGUGGGCUCACAGCGGGUUGUGGUUCAUCUCGGGCAGUAAAGACGGUACGGCGCUGGUGUGGCACUUCGAAUCGCAACAGUGGAAAUCGGUCCGGCUGAACAUGAACGACCGGCUGCCAAGCUGCCCGCCCGUCAACCCGGACGACAACAUCAAGCUGAAGGUGACGAUGGUAUCGUGGGACAACACGGACAACUGGGUGAUCACGGCGGUGAACGAUCACACAAUUAAGGUGUGGAAUGCGCACACGGGCAAGCUGCAUCGGGUGUUGCGUGGCCACACGAACGAGAUCUACGUGCUCGAGUCGCACCAGAAGGACUCGGGUGUGCUGCUUUCGGCCGGUCACGAUGGUCAACUGUUCAUCUGGGACAUUGUGGAGGGUGUCUCGAUAGCGAGCUUCGUCAAUCGCAUCGAUGAGCACUGCGAUGGUGGCAUCUACGACGCGAAAUGGUCCCCGGAUGGUAUGAUGAUUGCGGCCACCGACUCCCACGGCCACAUCCUAAUGUUCGGCUACGGUGCUGGCCAUGAGAAGCUGAAGCAAUUGCCACCGGAACUGUUUUUCCACACCGACUAUCGGCCGUUGAUACGCGACUCGGCGCUACACGUGAUGGACGAGCAAACGCAAACGAUGCCCCACCUAAUGCCUCCACCGUUCCUUGUGGACAUCGACGGUAAUCCUUAUCCACCGGCGUUGCAGAGGCUGGUUCCGGGACGCGAGAACUGUCCCACGGAUCAGUUGAUACCGAACAUAAGCGUAGGCGGUGAAGGAGCGGUGGCUGCAGGGGAUGUGCAACAGCCCGUCCCGGUAGCGGAGGGACCAGGUGGUGUUGCCGGUGGUGCUGGAGGAGCGUACUCGAACAUCGACCGGAUGAUUGAAGCCUUGGCACAUCGGCAACAGGCGGGAGCAGGUGAUCAGAAUGGGAUGCUGCUUGGUGAUGACGAUCAGCAGGCCCCGGAUUCGAAUAACGAUCGUGCCCGUGGUGCGGGACCACAUCAGCAGGGCCAGCAGCUAGCCGGAAAUGGUCGACCAAACGCUGGUAAUAAUGCCGGUGCCGCUGGGGGAAGAAAUGCUCCGGGAGCGGUACAACAACGAGGCUUCGGUUCGGCCGGUAACUGGCACCGCACGGAGGAAGGAUUUAAGUUCCACCGGCGACAGUACGUUCGUCCGAUGAGCUACUCGGGCAUGGUUAAUCUGAAGCAGCGUGUGUACGCAUCCGGUAUCCAGGAGCAUGAAGUGUAUCGGCGUGAGAUGCGGCGUCGUCCAGUUAUGAUUAACACUGCCAACACCGCUUCCGGUGUGUCGGAUCGAGCGCUGGGAGGAAAUCGGCGUGCGGCUCGCUCCGGUGGCGGUGCCAACCGUUCACGUCGUGUCGUAAAUGGUGGAGCCGAAGGAGGACCGAAUGGCGCGGGUGGUGGAGCGGGAGGCCGGCCAGCACCCGCGUAUCGGACGCGUGCGGUACGAGAGAACGAAUCACCGGAACCGGAUGAUGACGAUCCGGCCGAGGAGCAGAACGAUUCGUCGUCAUCCGAGUCAAGCAACAGUGACUACUCGACCGCCAUUGAGGAAAAGCUGGAUCUUUCCGGAAGUAGCUCGAGCGAUUCGCAAAGCUCUGACUACUCGGACUGGGUGUCGCACGAACCGGGUCGUAAUCUGGAACCUCCAAAGCGUUCGAAGCGGAAACACGUGCAAAGACGCGCCUACUCGCCACCGGAUCCGGAUCAACCCGGUCCGAGUAAUGCUGGUGCGUCGGGCACGAGCGGAAAUGCUGCAACAGGUGGUGGAGCUAGUCGGCGGCGUUCGACGAAGGUGCGGAAGAUCCCGCUGACGCGCGAUGGUGAAAUUCCGGAACAGUUCCGCCCGCCCGAGUGGCUGUCGGAAGUGAUACCACGCAAGGCGCCUUACUACCCGCAGAUGGGCGAUGAAGUCGUGUACUUCCGGCAGGGUCACCAGCGCUACCUGGAAGCGGUGCGGACGAAAUCCGUGUACAACCUCGGCAAUCGGUGCGAACCGUGGGCCACGAUGGACAUUCAAGCGCACGAGCUGUGCAAAGUGAUUGGCAUUAAGUACGAGAUCCGGCCACCGCGUCUUUGCUGUCUCAAGCUGGCGAUCAUCACGGAGGAGGGCGAACUGACGGGACGCUCGUUUGCCAUCAAGUACCACGACAUGCCGGAUGUGCUGGACUUUCUGGUCCUGAAGCAAACGUUCGAUACCUCGGUCGGGCACAGCUGGGGCCCUAACGACCGGUUCCGCUGUAUGAUCGAAGACGUGUGGUGGACGGGUCAGAUCGAAUCUCACAAUCAGCUGUCCGCCGACUUUCCCGACUCCCUGUUCAUGUGCUUCCGCGUGCGCUGGGACAAUGGCGAGUACGAGCUGAUGAGCCCGUGGGAUCUUGAGCCCGUCGACGAGACCCGCCAGCCGGAGGAAGUGGGUGGUGCGGUCCCGGUGCUGCAGGAAGAACUGCAAGCAACGCUGUACCAACCGAAACCGGAAGAGUGGCCGCGGGGCGAUCGGGACGCGUCCUGUCGUCGCAUCAUCGCCGGACUCGAACAGGUGAUGGGACUUGCGAUUGCGGAUCUCUUCCUGGCCCCGGUCGAUCUCAAUCUCUAUCCCGAGUAUGCGUUCGUGGUGGAGUAUCCGAUCGAUUUGAAUACGAUAAAGUCGCGAUUUGAAAAUCACUUUUACCGGCGCAUCACGUCGGCGCAGUUUGACGUGCGCUACUUGGCGACGAACGCGGAAAAGUUCAACGAAUCGCACAGUACGAUCGUACGGAACGCGCGCAUCAUCACCGACCUGUGCUUGCGUAUUCUGAGUGAUCUCAACGAAAUCGAUGUACCGGCGGUCUAUCAUCAGCUGGUUGAUACGUACCUUUCAUCUGAUUCGGAAACCGAGAGGCACCGUCCCGGUCCGUCGACGAGCGGUGCCAGCGGUGGAGGUGCGGGCCCAUCUGGCAGUGGCAUCACCAACAACCGGCGAACUGGCUCUCGGAGAUCACGUAGGUUAGUUCCCGAAGGUGACUGGCGUGUAGACUGUCGGGAGUUGCUGGAGAUGAUCUGGCAAUGUGACGAUUCGGAGCCGUUCCGAGAGCCGGUCGAUACGAUCGAGCAUCCGGACUAUCUGCAAAUCAUCGAUACGCCUAUGGACCUGCGAACCAUCAAGGAGGACCUGCUCGGAGGCAACUACGAAUCGCCGUACGAUUUUUGCAAGGACAUGCGCCUCAUCUUUCAAAAUUCGCGCAACUACAACACGAACAAACGGUCGAGGAUCUACUCGAUGACGCUUCGGUUAAGCACGCUCUUCGAGGCGCACAUAAAGGCUGUCAUUUACAACUGGAAGUCUGCUAGAAGGCGUAGCCGGGGCGGUGGUGGUGGUGGCAAUCAUGAACUGGACACGACCGGCGGAAGCAACGGGUUGGCUUCUCCGUUAAAGCGACGACGACGCGAUCGCCGAGAUGGAGCUGGUCCAAGCAGCCGUAGGAAUGCCGGUGCGCUAAACACCAGCUCUGGAAGUGGCAUGAAUACCAGUGGAAGUUCUUCGCGGACGGCGGCCAGCCACAAUGACGCCCAAACGGACGACGAUGAUGAGGAUGAAGACGAUGACGAGGAGGAAGAUGAGGACAUGGAUCGACGAGCGGUGAAAAAUCGCUCCGGCAAACGCACGCGGAACGGUGGCAUGCUAUCGACGUCGUCCCGUCGCGGCCAAGGAUCGGCGACGGUGGCUGGUUCCAAUGGCGUUUCGUCGUCAUCUGCGGGAAGCUCGAAUGUGAUAGAUCCGCUCUCGAUUCCGGGUCCCAGUAGCAGCCGCAGCAGUCGAGCGGUGAUGGCCAGUGGUGGGCGUAGGAUAGCGCGACGUGUCCGGCGAUCUCAGGACGAGGACGACGAGGAAGAAGCGGCCAGCAGCGACGAAACGGAUGUGAGCAGCAGCGAGAACACGUCGAGCGAAUCCGACAGUGACGACGACGAUGAUGAUGAUAGCACGGGUGUGCCGGUGUCCCAUCGUGCUGAUUACGAUUCGGGUGAGAUGUACAAUCCUUACAAGCGGCGCACGCAACGGCCCAAGCAGAAGAAGCGAAAGAAGGUGCGCCGAAAGACAGGAAGGGCGCACGCGGUCAGCUCGACGACGAAACGGAAAAAGCGUAUCGGGGUGCUGGAUGAUUCACCGGAGGCUGCCGGAAGUAGUGGCCGACGAGCAGCUGCUUCUGCGCGUGGUGUACGGCAAGAUUUGUUCGGGGAAACUGGACAGGGAGGAUCUGGUGUUAGUGGAACCGGUACACGAUCGCUCCGGAAUGGUACCAGCUCGUCGGUCGGAUCGUCACAGCCAACGGAAGGGAGCGAAAGCAAGCCAAAGACAUCGAUGUUGGGAAGCAAACGGCCUCGCCGAAGCGCCCGGAACCAGCUGGGUGUUUCGAGUGAUGACGACGAUGACGAUGACGACGAUGAUGAGGAUGAUGAGAACCAUAACAGCGAUGAUGAUGCUGGAGCACCGUCGACGGGUGGAACGGUGGAGGGACGCCAACAUCGAGGACCACCGUCGAAGCGUAGUCGCAAUCGGUACGAAUCGGAUCACAGCUACCACAAGGAGCGUCCGAAAACGGCGCGUAUCGUGUCGGAUUCGGAGAAUGAAACCGGUGGUGAACCACCGCGAUCAACGAGGGGAAGCGUUCGAAGGGCUCGUGCCGAGUGGGGCAAGAGUGAGGACAGUCUUGAGGAUCAGAACAACGUCGACGAUGACGACGAUGAUGAUGAUGAUGAUGCUGACGACGACGAUCAGGAUCAACAUGAUGGAACCAAUAGUGUGGCAAAUGGUGCUUCAAAUCUUCACUCAAGAAACGACGACGGUGACCACGCGACGGAAGAUGAUGAUGCGGGACCAAGCACUCGGACGACGGUGGCCUCAUCAUCCUCGAGAACGAUGCCGACGAGGCGCAUGCGAGGCCGCAAGCUACCAUCCGAUCACGAGCAAAGCCCGGAAGAAACGAGCAACAUAAGUAAACGUAGUUCCGCGACGUCACGAAGCCAGCGGACCGUUCAUGGACGUGGGCGAAACUCGGCGUCUACCAGCACCAGAAACAACUGGUACGCCAGCGAUAGUGACAACGAAGCGAACCAGGCCGACACGGCGUCCGGCUCGACAUUGCCCGCUUCGACGAGUUUCCAUUCGACGCGUUUAGCGCGCCGUGUGCUUGUGGAAACGACCACGAGUUCUAGCUCUACGGUCACAACGGCCAACGGAGGUUCGGAGAUCGUGCGACGGGCGAUUUCCAGCACCAGCAGCACUGCCAUCGUUGCGAUGACAUCAUCCGGUCGACGAUUACGUGGUGCAGACGCGACCGCUGCUGCUGCGACACAAUCCGCGACUGGUGCUCCUACCCCACCGCCACACACGGUGGAUCACAAUUACGGUGAACCCGGGCCAAACUCGUCGGGGGCCGCCGUCCCAGGUUCAUCCAGCAGUAGUUCAGCAAGUGCCAUAGCGUCCACCGCCGCCGAUCGGAGCGUCGGUAGCGGUGGCGUUGGGACUGUGGCGGCGUUACGAAGAACCCGCAACCGCAGUACGGUUCUCUCGCGGCACCAGCAAAAUCCGGACGAGCUCGAUCAGGGAGUGCCGGCACCAACGGGUAUCUCACACGGUCGGCUAGAGGAACCGGACGCACCAGAAGCUGGCACGGCCAGAAACGGAAGCGAUGAGGACGACAACUUACCUUUACGCGCCGCACGAGUCGCUCGCAGAGUGUCAUCUGCCCGGCAGCUUCGUGCUCGUCCCGGUGAAGGUGGAACGCCACCGAAACGAAGAUCAACCCGCAUCUCUUCCUCACACGAGGACGAGCUGUUGGGUGGAGGAGAAGUGGCAACACCGGCGGUGCCAACCGCGGACAGCGAUAGUGAGGAUUCUGACGAUGACAACACACCGUUGCACAUGAUGGCGGGAUCUUCGUCGCGGACGCGUAGCACACGCCAGCAACCAACGGCAGCGGCUUCCUCCGGCGGGGCAGGUGCUCCAACGUCUCGGAAAAACGAAACCACCUCUUCGUCCUCGUACGGGGCCCAAAUGGGGUCACAUCGAACCCGUCGGAAAGAGCGGUAUUCAUCCGACGAAGAGUACGAGGUUCCCGGUCCCUCCAGUGGACGGUCAACGCGCAAACAAAAGCGCCCUCGGUACAACGAAGAAUCGGACGAGGAAGACUACGGUGCACGACGCGGUGGCCACGUCCGUGCACAACGUAAUACACCGCGCCAGCGCUACUCACGGGCGGUCGCGCACGAGGACGACGACGACGAUAUCGACAACGGCGACGAUAGUGAGAAUGACAUUGAGCGUGCGCUAGCAAACAUCCGGCAGCGGUCCCGCCGACAGCUGGCGGCCUCCUCGUCGCAACCAAGUGGCGAUACGUCGAGCACAGCGGCCAACAACGGUAGUACCACUAGUAGUCAUAGUAUUAGGAUGGUGGGCACCCAUCAUCACAGCACACAGCAGGAACAACCGUAUCAUCAUGCUACUCCUCCUUCUCGCCAUCAGUCAGCGGCCGGCAGCCAACCGCUGCGACGCGGCAUCGACGAAUCUGAGCACAGGCUGCGGCAGCAUCGAAACGGUGGUGGUGGUGCCCGAUCGCAACGCGCUAACCAUGCGCCGGAAGAAGCGGCGGAUGAAGGCGCUCGAGCGGCAGGUCCAUCGUCGAGGUUCCUGCGUGGCCGGGAACAGCAUCAAAUCGCGGGCAGAAGUAACCAUCGUCGGGGUGGUACCAACAAACACGAUGCUGGCGAUGAACACGACGAUGAUGAUGAUGACGAUGAUGAUGACGACGAUGAUGAUGAGCUGCUCGGUGCGGAGAAUGGCGGAGCGGAUGCGGCCACGCUGACUAGCGUUAGCAGUCGCGGUCGCGUGAGGCGUAUCAAUCCGCGGGUGCGGAAAAUAUUCGGCGAAUAGUACCACGCCACGGAUGGUUCCGCCGGGGAGGACAUCACCACCACCGGCAGUUCCGCUAGCAGUGCACACGAGCACGAUAACAACGGUAGCGUUAGCGGGGAAGACUUUUGCGAGGAGGAGCUGUUGCUGCAGGACGGUACCACGACCACCGCGAGCAGCCUCGAUGUACAGGUGGACGAUAUUAUCUACGACAUCGGCGAAGUGGUGAUGUUUCCGGUGAGCCCCACCGGUGCUACGAUCGAGGAGCUGGAGAUCAUUUUAGGUACUUAAAAAGCCAACCGGAAGCUCUACCAAACCCUAUCUACGAAUCUAUCGCCGAUAACCGCCAUCGGAAGGACGACGAAGUGGAACGGCGCUUGUUUGGUUGCCGUUGUAACGACACAUACAUAACGCAAGAGACGUGUAGCGAGUGAUGAUGCAGGCUCCGUUUCCUUCCCAACACCGGAAAAUCAAGCGUUCUCCCACAGAAUCCGUGCGCGCUGGAAGAGACACACGCAAAAGACUGAUUGUUAGGAGCUCGAGUCAAACGAACGUUACGGUCCGUUAUCGAAAUGCUGCUGCUGCUGCUACCGUGGUCAGAUCUUACACUAGUUCUAUGUUUUUGCUCCCGUUGCUUUCCGGCUUGUGGCUUGUGGCAACGAACGGACCUCCCGGCGGGUGUGUUUAAAUGUCCCCUGGGUUACACCGUUCGUGCCGCCGGGUCUGGUUUGGUUUGCACUUUCACUUGAUUGGGGCGCCAUUAGCGAGAGCACCACGGUUCGGGGAAACUCGACGAAACACGCGGGGGAUCUUAUCUCAUAAUUAUGUACGAUAUACUUAAGUUACUGUAAUUUCCUUAUUUAGUGAAGCAUUGGUGGGCGGAACGAGGGUCGCGCGCGGUCCGGAGUUACUGUAAGGGGAGGAGUUGUAUAAAAUAUAAUGUAAAUGUAAAACAAGCCCCGCACCACCACUACCACAGGCGCCAACGGUACCCCAGUCCUGCCGUUGUGGUCUGUUCGCCACCAGGUUGGGGUAAUGUACAACAGAAGUUAGCGCAUGAAGGAAUCACCGGCAGGGCAGUAGCGGAGGCGAGUAUCCGAGGACACAGCGAAUACCCGGCUCUGGUACUCCUGCGAUAACGGUGUACGAAUUCACCCCUGUCACCGGCCCUAUUAGGAGAUAAGUGUUUAGCAUAAGAGUGUUCUUUGUCUCCGUAUGCAUACUGUGGAAACAUAAACAGCUGAUUUGAUUCAAGAUAAGCGCUGAUGAAAAGUAAUAAAAUUGGAUAUAUAC